GCCGGUGGCUUUCUGCCCCCCCGGGGGCGGUCCCGGGGCGGGGCCAGGGCGGCAGUUGGGGCUUUGGUAACCGGGGGGUUGCUCAGACUUGCUCGGGACUUCCCCGGACGUGCCGGUGCGCUCCGCCGCCCCGGGCACCGACGGGCACCGGAGCAGGCCAUGCCGCCGCCGCCGCCGCUCCCGAUGCUCCCGCUGCUGCUCCUGCUCUGCCCGCGCCUGCCCCGCGCCGACCCGCUCUCCUACCCCGCGGUGAUCUCCCCGCAGGACCCCACGCUGCUGAUCGGCUCCUCGCUGGUCGCCACGUGCACGGUCAGCCCGGACUUUCCGCUGAAAGCCGAGGACCUGUACUGGACGCUGAACGGGCGGCGCCUCCCGGCCGCCUCCUACGCCGCCCUGGGCCCCUCCACGCUCAGCGUGGCCCUGGCCCGCCUCAACGGCUCCAGGCAGCAGUCGGGGGACAACCUGGUGUGCCACAGCAGAGACGGGGGCAUCCUGGCCGGCUCCUGCCUUUAUGUUGGACUACCUCCAGAAAAACCAGUCAACAUCACUUGCUGGUCCAAAAACAUGAAGGACCUGACCUGCAAGUGGGCGCCAGGGACAGAAGGGGAGACCUUCCUGCACACCAACUACACCCUCAAGUACAAGCGCAGGUGGUACGGCCAGGACAACACCUGCCAGGAAUACCACACGGCCGGCACCUACUCCUGCCACAUCCCCAAGGACCUGGCGCUCUUCACGCCCUACGAGAUCUGGGUGGAGGCGUCCAACCGCCUGGGGGUGGCCGUGUCCGACGUGGUCAUGCUGGACAUCCUCGACGUGGUCACCACGGACCCUCCGUCCGACGUGCACGUCAGCAGGGUGGGCGACCUGGAGGACCAGCUGAGCGUGCGCUGGAGCUCCCCGCCGGCCCUCAAGGAUUUCCUCUUCCAAGCCAAGUACCAGAUCCAAUACCGGGUGGAGGACAGCUCCGAGUGGAAGGUGGUGGACGACGUGGGCAACCAGACCUCCUGUCGCCUGGCCGGCCUGCGCCCCGGCACCGUCUACUUCGUCCAGGUGCGCUGUAAUCCCUUCAGCAUCUACGGCUCCAAGAAAGCGGGAAUCUGGAGCGACUGGAGCAACCCCACGGCCGCCUCCACGCCCCGCAGCGAGCGAGUGGCGGGGGGCUGCGACCCCAAAGGGGGCGAGCAGAACACGACGCUGCGGCGGGAGCUGAAGCAGUUUUUCGGGUGGGUGAAGAAACACGCCUACGGCUGCUCCAACCUCGGCAUCAAACUCUACGACCAGUGGCGCGUGUGGCUGCAGAAAUCGCACAAAACACGCAACCAGGUUCUUCCCGGCGAUAAGCUGUAGCCCGCGGGGGACCGAGCGCCGGCAGGAUGGGACGGGGCGCCCGGCGCCCACCCGGGACCGCCCGCGCCCGCCCCGGCCCCGCCGCGGGGGAGCUGGGAGGCGGCCGGGGCGCAGCGCGGCCCCGCAGCCCUGGGGAACG
Motacilla alba alba is the source of this 1489-nucleotide messenger RNA. RefSeq names its product cytokine receptor like factor 1 (gene CRLF1). Gene Ontology annotation, biological process: cytokine-mediated signaling pathway. Gene Ontology annotation, cellular component: external side of plasma membrane. NCBI's taxonomy places the organism in Eukaryota, Metazoa, Chordata, Aves, Passeriformes, Motacillidae. The transcript has 8 exons. The record is from RefSeq and is a predicted model, not a curated record. Gene Ontology annotation, molecular function: protein binding; cytokine receptor activity. The coding region runs from base 160 to 1350 and encodes 396 amino acids.